GUCCCACAACACAGAUCACAACACACACUCGGAGACAUACACAGAACUAGCCUAACUAGCUAGAUCUAUCCAGAGGCAUACAUUAUCGAUCUCGACAUGUCGCAGGUUCGAAGCAAAGGAAUGGAUGGUGCGGCGGUGGUGGCGGCGGUCAUGGCGGCCGCCGUUGCUCUGCUGUGCUUCCAGCUGCCGGCGGUGGCCCAAGGCCAGCUGCAGGUGGGGUUCUACAACACGAGCUGCCCCAACGCCGAGUCCCUGGUGCGGCAGGCGGUGGCCAACGCCUUCGCCAACGACUCCGGCAUCGCCGCCGGCCUCAUCCGGCUCCAUUUCCACGACUGCUUCGUCAGGGGCUGCGACGCGUCGGUGCUGCUGACCUCCCCGAACAACACGGCGGAGCGCGACGCGGCGCCCAACAACCCGAGCCUCCGGGGCUUCCAGGUGAUCGACGCCGCCAAGGCCGCCGUGGAGCAGAGCUGCCCGCGCACCGUCUCCUGCGCCGACAUCGUCGCCUUCGCCGCGCGCGACAGCAUCAACCUCACCGGCAACCUCCCGUACCAGGUCCCCUCGGGUCGCCGCGACGGCAACGUCUCCACCAAUACGGACGCCGUCAACAACCUGCCGCAGCCGACGUUCAACGCGUCGCAGCUGGUGGCCAACUUCGCCGCCAAGAACCUCACCGCCGAGGAGAUGGUCAUCCUCUCCGGCGCCCACACCGUCGGCCGCUCCUUCUGCACCUCCUUCCUCACGCGCAUCUACAACCAAUCCACAUCCGCCCCGAUUGUGGACUCGGGGCUGAGCUCGGGGUACGCGGCGCUGCUGCAGGCGCUGUGCCCGUCGAACGCGAGCUCGUCGACGCCGACCACGACGGCGGUGGACCCGAGCACGCCGGCGGUGCUGGACAACAACUACUACAAGCUGCUGCCGCUUAACAUGGGGCUCUUCUUCUCCGACAACCAGCUGCGGGUCAACUCCACGCUCAACGCCUCCGUCAACAGCUUCGCCGCCAACGAGACGCUCUGGAAGGAGAAGUUCGUCGCCGCCAUGAUCAAGAUGGGCAGCAUCGAGGUGCUCACGGGGAGCCAGGGCCAGAUCAGGCUCAACUGCAGCAUCGUCAACAACGGCUCGUCGUCGGCGUCGGUGGCAGCGCCGAGGAUCGAGACGGCGAUCUACUCUGGAUCCACCGCGUACCUCGACGAGAUCGCCACGAGCUGAUCGAUCGGCAACGAUAGAUGUUGAUGUGGGCACCGUGCCUGUCCAUGUUUAGGUUAUUAUGUCUUGUGUACGUAGUACCACACGUACGUGUGUGUACGUAAGUGUGUCAUCCUACACGAAAAUUUCAUCGCAUUGUCGUCUUUUUUCUGAAGAACAGGCACGAGACUGUGCGCCAUUUCUAUUACUAAAGAAGGAGUUUACAAGCAGCCGGUUUGAGCGGGCCGCCGACCAGGGAAGAGCUUAAAAAAACAUUACACUCCAGUAUCAUCAUCGUCAUUAUGUAUCCCAUGAAUGUCGUGUAUCAUCAGUGAAUAAAUCUUGCGUUCUUAGACUCA
Setaria italica (foxtail millet) is the source of this 1544-nucleotide messenger RNA. Its product is annotated as peroxidase 1. Gene Ontology annotation, molecular function: peroxidase activity; heme binding. Bases 97 to 1209 code for a protein of 370 amino acids. NCBI's taxonomy places the organism in Eukaryota, Viridiplantae, Streptophyta, Magnoliopsida, Poales, Poaceae. The record is from RefSeq and is a predicted model, not a curated record. The transcript has 2 exons. Gene Ontology annotation, cellular component: plasmodesma; plant-type cell wall. Gene Ontology annotation, biological process: response to oxidative stress; hydrogen peroxide catabolic process.